GAUUACGAUUACUGUUCACUCAAAUACUGUCAAGCUUGGAUAACAAAAAAUCCAAUAAGACUUGAAGCUAUAAAAUAAACAGACAGUCUUCAUUAUGAGUAGUUGGGAGCGAGUACGUCUUCGCAUUGAAACUAAGCAGAACCUUGAAGAAGUGCAACCAGUUAAAAUGGCAGAUGAUGAUCGAACACUUUCAACUCACAUCUUAGACACUUCGAAGGGAACACCUGCACCAAAUGUACCUCUAACAGUUUUUCGUCUUGAAAAUGACUCAUGGAUCAAGCUAAAUCAAUCGCAGACAGAUCAUGAUGGUCGAGCUUGGAAGCUCCUAACCCAGGAACAAUUUCAAAGUGGUGUUUUUAAAUUAAGUUUCGAUGUGCGAAAGUAUUUUGAAGCCAAUCAAAUCAAGAGUUUUUAUCCUCUAAUUGAAGUGAUUGUUGAAUGUGAACGUGGACAACACUAUCAUGUUCCAUUACUUUUGAAUCCAUUUGGUUAUUCAACUUAUCGUGGAACAUAAUGAAGUAAUAAAAUUGAGUUGACAAUAAAAUAA
Messenger RNA from Eupeodes corollae, 547 nucleotides. RefSeq names its product 5-hydroxyisourate hydrolase. Lineage: Eukaryota; Metazoa; Arthropoda; Insecta; Diptera; Syrphidae. The transcript is spliced from 2 exons. The record is from RefSeq and is a predicted model, not a curated record. The coding region runs from base 95 to 514 and encodes 139 amino acids. Gene Ontology annotation, biological process: purine nucleobase metabolic process. Gene Ontology annotation, molecular function: hydroxyisourate hydrolase activity.